Rosa chinensis is the source of this 2496-nucleotide messenger RNA. Its product is annotated as DNA gyrase subunit B, chloroplastic/mitochondrial. The record is from RefSeq and is a predicted model, not a curated record. Gene Ontology annotation, molecular function: DNA binding; DNA topoisomerase type II (double strand cut, ATP-hydrolyzing) activity; ATP binding. Gene Ontology annotation, cellular component: chromosome. The transcript has 21 exons. Bases 112 to 2325 code for a protein of 737 amino acids. Lineage: Eukaryota; Viridiplantae; Streptophyta; Magnoliopsida; Rosales; Rosaceae. Gene Ontology annotation, biological process: DNA topological change.
UUGGGUUUAUCAAUAAACCGCUCGACUCGACUAGGACCCGAAAAGAAAAGGAGCGGUGAGGCGAGAGAGAGAGAGAGAGAGAGAGAGAAAUAAAAAGAAAAAUUGGAUGGGAUGGCGCUUGUUCUUCUGAGACUGAGAGCUCAUUCUCCUAGUCCUCCUUAUCUUCUUCGCUUCAUGGCCUUACGCUUCAUGUCACACUCAUGUCUCCACCCUCACUCUUCCUCCCUUGCUCGUCCCUCCCUCUUGUUCAGCCCACCAGCACCAGCACCACCCAGGAUUGGGCUUCGAUUGAAGGACGUUCCUAGCUGCUGUGCUGCGGUUCGAAAUGUGAGAGCUUUCAUGUCGUCCAGCUCGGUAACCGAGGCUUUUCAAGGAAGCGCUGCGGCCUCCACGGCUUAUGGCGCUGAUCAGAUUCAGGUUUUAGAAGGCUUAGAGGCUGUUAGAAAGAGGCCCGGAAUGUAUAUUGGGGACACCGGAUUUCGUGGUCUUCAUCAUCUGGUUUAUGAAAUACUAGACAAUGCUGUUGAUGAGGCUCAAGGUGGAUAUGCUUCAAAGGUUGAGGUCAUUUUACUGGCCGACAAUUCUGUCAGCAUCACAGACAACGGCCGUGGGAUACCUACUGAUAUGCAUCCUGUAACCAAGAAAUCUACAUUGGAGACUGUCUUGACGGUUUUGCAUGCUGGUGGCAAGUUUGGUGGUUCAAGUAGUGGCUAUAGCGUGUCUGGUGGAUUACAUGGUGUGGGUUUAUCAGUCGUUAAUGCCUUGUCUGAGGCAUUAGAAGUUACUAUUUGGCGUGAUGGAAUGGAAUACCAGCAAAAGUAUUCUCGUGGAAAGCCUGUGACAACUCUCUCUUGUCAUGUGCUUCCAAUUGAAUUUAAAGAUAGACAAGGAACACGAAUCAGAUUCUUGCCUGACAAACAAGUAUUUAAAACUCUUAAUCAGUUUGACUACCACACAAUUGCUGGAAGAAUUAGGGAGCUAGCUUUUUUAAACCCUAAUCUCAUGAUCACUCUUAGACAAGAGGGUACGGAUCCAGAGAAAAUCCAGCACAAUGAAUACUUCUAUGCAGGGGGUUUGGUUGAAUAUGUUAGAUGGCUAAAUACUGAUAAGAAACCUCUUCAUGAAGUGGUGGGUUUCAGAAAAGAAGUAGAUGGAAUCACUAUUAAUGUAGCUCUCCAGUGGUGUUCUGAUGCAUAUUCAGAUACAGUGCUAGGGUAUGCUAAUAGCAUACGUACUGCUGACGGAGGAACCCAUAUUGAUGGACUGAAAGCUUCGUUAACAAGAACGCUGAAUAACCUUGGGAAGAAGUCAAAGCUUAUCAAGGAUAAAGAUAUUACCUUAAGUGGUGAGCAUGUAAGAGAAGGGCUGACAUGUGUAGUUUCAGUCAAAGUUCCCAAUCCAGAGUUUGAAGGCCAGACAAAGACUAGGUUGGGAAAUCCGGAGGUGCGAAGAGUGGUUGAUAAUUCUCUUCAAGAGUAUCUUACAGAAUACUUGGAGUUACAUCCUGAUGUACUGGAUUCAAUCCUUUCCAAGUCCUUAAAUGCUCUCAAGGCAGCUCUGGCUGCAAAGAGGGCAAGGGAACUAGUCAGACAAAAGAGUGUUUUGCGUUCGUCUUCUCUCCCAGGAAAGCUAGCUGAUUGCUCAUCAACCAAUCCUGAAGAAUCUGAAAUCUUUAUAGUUGAAGGAGAUUCAGCUGGAGGAAGUGCAAAGCAAGGUCGUGAUAGACGCUUUCAGGCAAUUCUUCCACUAAGGGGUAAAAUUCUGAACAUUGAAAGGAGGGACGAGGCAGCGAUGUAUAAAAAUGAAGAAAUUCAAAAUCUGAUUCUUGGACUUGGACUUGGGGUGAAGGGAGAGGACUUUAAAAAGGAAGCUCUGCGUUACCAUAAGAUUAUCAUCUUAACUGAUGCUGAUGUAGAUGGUGCUCACAUCCGAACUCUGCUACUGACUUUUUUCUUCAGAUAUCAGAGAGCCUUAUUUGAUGAGGGUUGCAUAUAUGUUGGUGUUCCACCCUUUUACAAGGUUGAAAGGGGAAAGCAAGCAUAUUAUUGCUAUGAUGACGCUGAACUUAAAAAGCUUCAGAGUUCCUUCCCUUCAAAUGCAUCAUACAGCAUUCAAAGGUUCAAAGGCCUGGGAGAAAUGAUGCCCACACAAUUAUGGGAAACAACAAUGGAUCCUCAAAAAAGGCUACUGAAACAAUUAAGUGUGGAUGAUGCUGCUGAGGCUAAUUUUGUCUUUUCCUCCCUUAUGGGUUCUCGGGUGGAUUUCCGGAAGGAACUCAUUCAAAAUGCUGCACGCAUGAUCAGCUUGGAUCAGUUAGAUAUUUAGGGGAGUCAUCAAUCAUGGGCAUACCGCAGUGAUGAAACAUAUACAUAUCUUUUGUAUGAUUCAAAAAAUUGUGAUACUCAUUAUGAGAAUAUAUCCUUGCUACCAAGAGUUUCGGUAGAUUUUUAGAGGUUUUGUAUUUAGUGCAAGCAAUGCUGUUUAUUUUCUAACAAA